AUCGUGAAUCAAUCCCAAAUGCUAAUUCCGAAGCUCUGACAAUAUUUGGUAUUUUUGGUGUUAUAAAAUUAUUAUCUGGCGAGUAUCUUAUCGUGAUCACCGGCCGGGAACGAAUCGGAAGGUUGGGCAAACACGAUAUUUUUCAGGCAGAUCAAUUUCGAAUUCUUCCUUUUGCAAAAAACAAUCUCCGCCUAUCUGGACAACAGGCGCAAGAUGAGAAACGUUACUUGUCACUUGUUGAAAGUUUGCUUAAAUCUGGAGCCUACUAUUUUUCAUAUACUUACGAUUUGACACAAACCUUACAAAGGCAAGCACAAUUAGGUGACUCGGCCUCAAAACCUUUGUGGCAAAGG
Messenger RNA from Racocetra persica, 353 nucleotides. The record is from the annotation of a GenBank genome assembly. Lineage: Eukaryota; Fungi; Glomeromycota; Glomeromycetes; Diversisporales; Gigasporaceae.